GUCCAGUCUGACUAGGCGUUUGAGUUCAGCUGGCUAUAAGAGACUCCCCAAUCUCGCCCCUUGAUUGAUUUUCCCGCCUCGCCUUGGGACAACGCAGAAUAGUCUAGACCGCUAGAUUUCUUUCUUCUAGUGGUCAAACCCCACCCCGCUCAAAAGUGAAGGUGUGGCUAGGCAGGUUGCCUUACGUCAAUCGAUUGGAAAGAACAGGAAAGGGCACAAUGGACGGAAACCAAGCAGUCCAAUAUCUGGACUCAUUGAUCGGUCGGACGUUACGAGUGCACGCGACAGAUACGCGCAUUUUCGUGGGUACCUUCAAGUGUACGGAUGCGGCACGAAAUAUCAUCCUUGCCAGCACCUACGAAUACCGCUUCCCUUCCCCAUCUACUGUUCGAGACGCCGCCACGGGUACGCAUGAUUCAGCCGCCGGUAGCGCAGUCGACGCCCAGAGCGUCAAGAUGGAUAUGACGAGUCGAUUUAUCGGUCUUGUGAAUGAAACUGGCGGAUUGGGUGCGGGCGGUCAUAGGGUGACCAAUGAUGGUCAUCGGGGAGGUACUGAAAUCGACUGGACAAAUGCACCUAUUAGCGCCGAGUCAAAAAGGCAGACUCUGCAUAUUCACCUGCGCAGUAAUCCCAUUCAGUGUCACACAUGCCAUGGUUGGAAACCUUUACCCGCAUCAGCUAGACUGCAACGCAGGCCAAGGCACAUCACCCAAAACAUGCCCACCACAACUAGAGGGGGCUUGGCAGCAGAAGCCAUGAUCAUGACCAGGCUGAGCUGGGGUUGGGGAUGCAAAUGGCGGCCGACGAAUUCCCUCAUGGAAUUGUCGGGAGUGCUCGGAGCAUCUGAGAGGCUGACAGUUCGGUGAUCAUCCGAAGGUAAGUGGUGCGUCCGGUUUUCCAGGCUGGAUUGAAAUCUGUAUGCAUGGUUGCAAGCGCGAGGAACCUAUAAUGCCCUGAAGAGAACGAAGCCAAGAAAAGAGACGGGUGUGAUGGAGAGACGAGAACGUGUCUGUGCUGCAGCGUGGUGUCAACUUUUUACUGUAUGUAUAGUAGUCACGAGGGGCUGAAAUGUGGCUCGGUCAUCGGUUGGAGGAGGGGAGGGGGCGUGUAAGCCUUUCUGUUCGUCGACACACAACUACUCAUUCUUCCUAUAGUUUGUGGUGAUAUAAAUUAGAGAAGAAC
This is a messenger RNA of Aspergillus costaricaensis CBS 115574, 1182 nucleotides long. RefSeq names its product LSM domain-containing protein. The coding region runs from base 219 to 866 and encodes 215 amino acids. The transcript has 6 exons. NCBI's taxonomy places the organism in Eukaryota, Fungi, Ascomycota, Eurotiomycetes, Eurotiales, Aspergillaceae. The record is from RefSeq and is a predicted model, not a curated record. Gene Ontology annotation, cellular component: NatC complex.